UUUCAGUAGAGCUGCAGCUUAGAGGUGGAUAAAGUUCGUCUCCACGUUGGAAGUGAUAGAAAGUAUUAUCCCUAUUCGGGCUGUUUGUGCUUUUUGGGGAAGGAGGAUCAAUCAAAGCGGAUACCUGAGGUGUGAAAACAGUGAGGCUCGGCGGCGGAAGCUCGUUUUUUUUGUUGAUGAUCGCACGGAUCACAAGAGAAAAGUUUUCUCAGGACGCGAAGUUGUCAAGUGAGUUGAACUUCAACAAUAGGCGGACUCUAUCACAAGACAGUCCGACAGAUAGAGAGUCACAGGACACAUGUAAAGCAGUCGAUCGUGGGACUUGUGUGUGUUUUUUAAUGAGAAUAGACCUCCCUCAAGGUGAUAAAAACUUUAUGUCCAGAAAAAUGGAAGCGACGUUUUACGACGAAGCCGUGAAUGCUUCCAACUCUCAGCAUGACGGGACGACAGUGUAUGGGUUCAACCCCAAAACCCUCAAACAGACCAUGACCCUAAACCUAAACGACCCGAAGAACUUCAAACCCCAGCUGAGCUCCAAGGCCCUGGACAUCCUGACGUCCCCUGAUGUCGGCUUGCUGAAGCUGGCCUCGCCUGAACUGGAGAGACUGAUCAUCCAGUCCUGCACCGGGCUGACGACUCCCACCCCGACCCAGUUCGUCUGUCCCAAGAACAUCACCGACGAGCAGGAGGGGUUCGCCGAAGGCUUUGUGAGAGCGCUGGCUGAGCUCCACUACCAUCAGCAGGGACCCGCCGUCCACCCUGACGCACAGGCCAAUGCGACCAACAGCAUGGCAUCCGGCUCUGCCGCGUCCGAGAGCGGCGGGAUUUCCUACAGCUGCACGGUGCGCACCGACCCGCCGGAGUACACAAACUUGGGCACUUUCAACCGGGCAGUGGGAUCUGCGUCUGCACCUGCCAACGAGAGGCACCCACCUAUGAGUUACCCAUCCGCCCCACAGCCGUCCCACAACCACAUGGACCACCAGCUGGCGGCGGCGCAGCACCCGCGGCUACACGCGCUCAAAGAGGAGCCGCAGACGGUGCCAGAGAUGUCCGGCGACACCCCGCCGCUCUCCCCCAUCGACAUGGAGAACCAGGAGCGCAUCAAAGCGGAGCGGAAGCGCAUGAGGAACAGGGUGGCCGCGUCCAAAUGCCGGAAAAGGAAGCUGGAGAGGAUCUCCCGGCUGGAGGAUAGGGUCAAAAACCUGAAGAGUCAAAACACGGAGUUGGUUUCCUCUGCCAACGUCCUCCGGGACGAGCUGGCUCUGCUCAAGCAAAAGGUCAUGGACCACGUUAACAGCGGCUGCCAGCUCAUUUUGACGCAGCAGCUCCAAGCUUUCUAGACUGCCAAGGGAAAAGAACCAAGGGACAUUUCUUGGGGACCAAAAUGCAGCUUAAAGUGGGCCUGUUCAAGGAGAGAGGGAGGGGGAGGGCGAGGGGGGGGGGGUCUCUGCGUCUCAUUUCAUUCUUCCACCAAAUUAUGCGCUCACUAAGACAAAGAGCAACGGAUGGAGACUGACAAGAUGUCUGUAAUAUCACAGAGAGGCCACCAAACUUGGGGGUGCAUGGACUCAGAGGGGACAUUUGCUCCAAAAACGACUCUGAUGUGACUUGUUAGACAUUUCUUUUUCCCCAAAAAAACUUAAAAUAUCAAAUUUGUAUUCAGUCAAGCCAAGGCAGUAUGGCAUGUGUCCAUACCAUCAGAUCAUUUUUUAAAUUAAGUCCCCUGCGUCCUGACAAGCCAGCUAGAACCUGUGCUGGCUCCGAUUGGGCAAAAACACAAUGUGAACGAGGCCUUGCCCUGCAAAUCUCCCACUAUGUCAAGUAGCAACAUAUGCAUUUAGACUUGAGUCAAGCACUGAGCAUCCCACCAGCGACUUUACAGUAUGUACAGAGUAACACUAACAACAGGAAAAGCAAUGUUUCACACCUUUUACGCAAGGACUCUUCUAUAGGUGUGUGUGUAGCGUUUACUGACAAAAACUGCCUUAUACUUUCUUAACUCUUAUGUUCAUACAAGUUUGUGAUAUAGGUGUAACUGAUGUUAGACCUGAAAUAACACUUUGUAAUAUUUGUACGCUGUAUUUUGAGCACUUCAGACCUGUACAUAUGACUAAAUAAAAUGUUGGACACGCUGA
Messenger RNA from Larimichthys crocea (large yellow croaker), 2138 nucleotides. RefSeq names its product transcription factor AP-1. Gene Ontology annotation, biological process: regulation of cell cycle; regulation of transcription by RNA polymerase II; regulation of cell population proliferation. The record is from RefSeq and is a predicted model, not a curated record. The transcript has a single exon. Gene Ontology annotation, molecular function: transcription factor binding; RNA polymerase II cis-regulatory region sequence-specific DNA binding; DNA-binding transcription factor activity, RNA polymerase II-specific. Gene Ontology annotation, cellular component: transcription regulator complex. Lineage: Eukaryota; Metazoa; Chordata; Actinopteri; Sciaenidae. The coding region runs from base 177 to 1343 and encodes 388 amino acids.